Molecule: messenger RNA, 4899 nt
Organism: Engraulis encrasicolus (European anchovy)
Lineage: Eukaryota; Metazoa; Chordata; Actinopteri; Clupeiformes; Engraulidae
Gene: plcd3b
Product: phospholipase C, delta 3b
Exons: 15
Coding region: 638-2968 (776 amino acids)
Biological process (GO): phosphatidylinositol-mediated signaling; release of sequestered calcium ion into cytosol; lipid metabolic process
Molecular function (GO): calcium ion binding; phosphatidylinositol-4,5-bisphosphate phospholipase C activity
Source: RefSeq, a predicted model, not a curated record
UGUCUUAAUCUGUUCCCAUGGCGCAGUUUCACGUUGACCUAUUUCCCCCCCUUACAGCCUAUUAGAUGGUCGGAAGGAGGGUGUUGACAGUUCAGAUAUGCGUACUAGAACAAGGAAUAUGAAAGAAUGCAUGGCACGAGACUGUUAAUCGGAGUCGCACGUGGCUAUGAGAAAUUGGUGGUGAAGAAGACGCACUAGACCUGGGAAGAGCGCGCGCAGGUUACAUCGCCGCCCAUAAUGCAAGUCUACCUAUUCUAUUGUCUAUUUUGUUCUCGUUAUAUGGAAAGGGCGUACGUCUAUUCUUAAAGUCAUUUUGCUCCGGUGAAAUGGAGAUUCGUGCUUUUCGCUUGUAAUCGGAUUAGACGGUGCUUCGAGUCCGAAGCGAAAUGCCUAGAACAGCUUCCCAAACAUUCGGUGACAUCAGCAAUGGGCAGUCUCUAACCACCUUAUCACCAAGUAUAAAUAAUGUGGAAUAGUGUAGCCCGAGUCACAACAUAGCCCAGGGCAACGUCGGCAUUCAGACACAGUGUUAGAAAGGGUGGGAGGAGAUUUUCAGUCGGAGGAAAGUCGACUCGCUUUCCAUCUUCCAAGACGCAUCCCGGGACGUCGAGAACAGUUAUCCCAGCUCCAGCGCACCAUGCUGGGCAGCGCGAAGAAGGCAAGUCCGUCUCAGAAGAACGGGUCAGGAAAGAACGGGUCGAAGAGCACCGACCCUUUGAAGAAUUUAGGUGUGCAUGAUGAUGAGGAUGUGCGUCGGAUGCUCCACGGGGCGGCCAUGAUGAAGGUGCGGUCGCCGCGGUGGCAGAGGAGGAGGAUGAUGAAGCUCCUUGACGACGGGGUGACCGUCUAUCUGGAGUCCACCAAGACCUCCAGCAGGGCCGCCGCACGACAAUCAUUCACGGUGACGGACGUGGAGUGCGUUCUGGAAGGCUGCCAGUCGGAGGCGCUGCGUAAGAUUGGCAAGAAGGUGAAUGAGGAGGAGUGUCUGACCAUCGUCUUCAAGGGCCCCAGGAAGAGCCUGGACAUCCACUGCCCCAGCCAGCAGGACGCGCAGAGCUGGGCACGCGGCAUACGCACCCUGCAGGGACGGCUGGAGAACAUGACCCAGACACAGAAGCUCGACCACUGGAUCCAUGGGUACCUGAAGCAGGCCGACCUUGACCAGGACGGCAAGAUGAGCUACGAGGAGGUGCAGACGCUGCUGCAGAUGAUCAACAUCGACGUCAGCGAACAGUACGCACGCAACCUAUUCACGAAGUGCGAUCGCUCAGAGGACGGACGCCUGGAGCACGGCGAGAUCGAGCUGUUCUGCCGGGAGCUGCUGCGUCGGCCGGAGCUGGACGCCGUGUUCCAACAGUACUCCGCCAACGGAACCGUGCUGUCCACCGUGGACCUGCGGGACUUCCUCAAGGAACAGGGCGAGGACAACACGCUGGUGCACGCACAGAGCCUCAUACUCACCUACGAACUCAACGAGUGGGCCCAGAAGAACCAGUACAUGACCCCUAAUGGCUUCACCAUGUACAUGCUGUCCAAGGAGAACGUGCUGUUCAACCCAGAGCACCGCACACACGUCCACCAGGACAUGAGGCAGCCCCUCGCACACUACUACAUCAACUCAUCACACAACACCUACCUCACCGCCGACCAGCUCGUAGGGGAGAGCAGCACAGAGGCCUAUAUGAGGGCGCUGAGCCACGGCUGCAGGUGUGUGGAGCUUGACUGCUGGGACGGCGAGCAGGGGGAGCCGGUCAUCUACCACGGCCACACACUCACCUCCAAGGUCACCUUCAGAGAGGUCAUACACACCAUCAACGAGUUCGCCUUCAAGGCGUCUCCGUACCCCCUGAUCCUCUCCCUGGAGAACCACUGCUCGGUGGAGCAGCAGGCUGAGAUGGCCCGGCAGCUGCGCUCCAUCCUGGGGGACAAGCUGCUCACCAGGCCCCUGAACGACAAGGAGCUCCACAACCUGCCCUCACCUGAGGCGCUGAAGGGUAAGAUCUUGGUGAAGGCGAAGAAGGAGAAGAGGGAAGAGGAGAGCAGCUCCAGCUCCGAGGGCUCCUCAUCUGAGGACGAGGCCAGAGCAGAACACAAGGCCAAGGGGAAGCCGCUGUCCAAGCUGAGCCCCGAGCUGUCGGACCUGGUGGUGUACACGCGCGCCGUGCCCUUUAAGAGCUUCCAGGAGGCCCUCUGCAAACCGGCCAAUGAGAUGUCCUCCUUCUCCGAGAGCGACGCCCUCAAACACAUCAAAGACGCAGGGAAGUUUUUCGUGCGCCACAACGCUCGUCAGCUCAGCCGUAUUUACCCAUCAGGCCAGAGGGUCCAGUCCUCCAACUACAACCCCCAGGAUAUGUGGAACGCAGGAUGCCAAAUAGUGGCGCUGAACUUCCAGACGCCGGGCGAGGCCAUGGAUCUGAACCAGGGCCGUUUCCUUGGCAACGGCGGCUGCGGCUACAUCCUGAAGCCCAACUUCCUGCGGCAGGCCGAGAGCGAGUUUAACCCCGAAAACGUCGGAGGAGGCCCGGGACACAGCCCCAUGCUACUCGUCAUUAAGGUAAUAUCGGCUCAGCAGCUGCCCAAGUCUCCACGGGACAAGCCCGGCUCCAUAGUAGACCCUUAUGUCUGGGUGGAGACGCACGGAGCACCCAUAGACAACAACAAGAAGAAGACACACCGCAUCGACAACAACGGUUUUAACCCCCGGUGGGACUGCACCUUCAAGUUCCAGCUGCACGUGCCUGAUCUGGCGCUGGUGCGCUUCGUGGUAGAGGAUCACGACUUCACCUCCAGGAACGACUUCCUGGGACAGUUCACGUGCCCCCUCAGCAGCAUGCGCCCCGGCUACCGGCACGUCCGCCUGCUAAAGGAAGAUGGCUCCAGCCUGGCCCCCUCUACGCUUUUCAUCCACGUCAAGCUCACACCCUCACACGGCUCCCCCACCAAGAAAAAGUCACCGCAAAGAGCCUGAGAACUACGCUGCCCACAAGCCUCUGCUACACACUGACUACAAUACCCAGAAGUAUGUGCUGCAGGUCCACCUCAAUAGACCUGUGGCACAGUGAUGCUGUCAAUAACUACAGCUGUGUACACUAAUGGUGCAUUCAUGUGUUCUUGGAAUUAUGGUGAAUACCAAACGACAUGGGAAACACAUAUGAACGCCACAUGAACGCCACCCAUGUGGUAUGUAGCACUGGAAACCUUGUUGAACAUUUUUAGACAUGAGUUUCUGAGACUCGUAUAAACAAGUUUCCGAGAGCACAUGAAUGCACAAUCAUACUGAAAAUGUACUAUCUACUCAUCCUCACACUCAGGAAGACUUUCUAUUCAUCCACGUGGAAGGAGGAUAACGUGGUGGAGGUCAGUGUUGUAUUAUUAUAAGAGGUAAACCAAUGACACUUGCCAAUCUUGGUGAGUCCAGCAAAUCCGACCAAUCAGGGUUUUUUUUAAUUAAUCGGUUUACUACAAACAGACCAAUGAGGAUGAGUGAUGAUGAGCAGGCUGGUGAGAAUUGUUAAGUCUGUUGACGGGGGACUUUUCAAUAAUUCUUCUCUCUGAGAAGUCACGUUGAGCUGAAUUUUCAAUAUAUUUCGUAGGCACCCAACAUGUUGUGGGCUUAAUAUUGUAACCACAAUCAAAGUCAGGGAAUGCGGGGAAUACAUCAUCAAAUAUGAAUGACAACAAUUCUUUGUUGUUUUUUGAAGAUAAAAAUGAUAUAAACAACCCUAUUAUGUAACCUAAUAACCAAUAUGAUUGCUGUAAUCAACCAUUCCAGAUACACUGACAUUUUAGUGUUAGAGUAGAGAUUCCUGACUGAACCAGAACAAUAACCCUAUUUUUCUGGAAUUGUCCUUGUUUAAGAUAAGCAAAAUCUCCUUCUAUAAUACCGCCCAGAGGGUCAAUUUCCCACCACAUAAAACCUAAUUUUUGGUGCUUAUGGAACCGAAAUGAUAGUAGGAACUAUGUUGCUAAUAAACGUGUGUAUGCUAAACGGCAUGUAACCUUUACAGUCCAAAUACAUUUCAGAUUACAGCAUGAUGCAGCUAUAGUACAAAGGACCAUGUGACAGACCAAUUUUAUAUAAUAUAAUACUAUAAGUGUCAUAAUAGAAACAUAUUGACUUUGAUAGAGUAGCAGUAGAGUAGCCUUGCAGCUUAUCAUACAUAUCAGCUUGUAGAUGGGUAGACCAAAAACUAUAGCCUGUUUAAAAUGUUUUUUAAUAAUUAAUAUAUUUCUUAGGAUACAAUUCUAUUUUAUCUGUUAUUUUUUGUUAUUUUUAUUUGUUUUGUGUUUUUCAGCUUUUUAUACUGUCUGUUAUUAUGGUGCAACAAGUGAACUGUACACAAAACAUUUGGCUGUGUUAAUUCAACACAGUCGGACCAACUAGAAGAGCGUUAAACACAGCUCUCUAAAGCCUCGUUCACACACGGCGCUGCUAAUUACUCGCUCAGAGAGUGAGGUCAACAGAAUAUUUAUGUGUUCCAACAAGGAGAGUAGCCGAGGAGAGUACAAGUGAUGCGAUGUGGGCGGAUUCCUAGUUGAAAAUAUUUUCACUUUUAGCGAGUAACCAAUUAGAAUGCAGAGUUUGAUACUUCUUGCUUUUGCAUUGGCAGUUAAAGUCGCGGAAACGUUUAGCGAACGUUCCAUGAGCAAGUGGCUUGUAGGCGAAUGAGCGAGUAGCGAGUAACUAGCAGCGACGUGUGUGAACGAGGCUAAAGUGUUGAAUUAUUAUUUUACAGAAUAUACUGUGUACCCAAGAGUAGAGCAAUAAUGGCAGCAUCGGGAUUAUAUCCGUCCAAGGGUAGCCUGGUGUUAUCAGACCACAUUUACAGUAUAUCACGAAAGUGAGUACACCCGUCACAGUUUUUGCAGAUUUGUGAGUAUUUCUUUUCAUAGGAAAGC